AUGGAAUUGAAAGAAAAGUUUGAUAGUGUUGUGACAGAGAAAGAAAAUCUAUUACAAGUUCUCAACUCGAAUCAGGACAAGGAUAAGGAGGCUGUCCAAUUGUUGCAAAAGGAGCUAUCGGCAGCGAACAACUCAGUUAUGGAACAUGCGAAGGAGAAAGAGGGAUUGCUGGUUGAACUGGAAUCAUUAAAAAAGACUGUAGCUGCCGAAGUAGAGUCGAAAAAUGCGGCUAUCGAAGAGAUUUCUUUAGCUAAGCAACAAAUACAGCAACUCUCUGAAGAGAAAAAAGCUCUGGAAGACCAGCUCCAAAAGUCGUCGCGUGAUGAAGCAGAGAUGAAAGAAAGGGUCUCAAACCUUGAGCGAGACAAGGUUCCGUUUUCCUCAAAAUCAUUCUUAUUGAGCGUAUUCGUCAGUAAUUGUUCAUGGGAAAAUCUACGAAGUCAGCAUGAAGAGGAAUUGAAAGUUGCCCGGACACAAUUACAACAGCAGGCGGGCACAUCUUCACAAGUACAACAACAGGUGAAUAAUUAUGCUUCUAGAAUCAACCGUGAACUCUAG
Molecule: messenger RNA, 558 nt
Organism: Haemonchus placei
Lineage: Eukaryota; Metazoa; Nematoda; Chromadorea; Rhabditida; Trichostrongylidae
Source: the annotation of a GenBank genome assembly